Messenger RNA from Clunio marinus, 330 nucleotides. NCBI's taxonomy places the organism in Eukaryota, Metazoa, Arthropoda, Insecta, Diptera, Chironomidae. The record is from the annotation of a GenBank genome assembly.
AUGAACGAUCGUCAACUGAUUGCUGAAGCUGAAUGCAUAAAUUAUUUCCACUUCUUGCUUGCUUUUAUGGAUAAGCAAAUUAAGCUUUGGAAAGCAGAAUAUGUAGAACGAUAUGCGAGAACGAUAUACGAUUUCAAAUUGCGUGAACAGUCAAAUGGACGGACCAUCCAUGAAUUGGAGAGCUUUAUCAAGUUGAAUCGAAGUAAGAAUUCUGUAGCGUUUGUUGAUUCUUUAAAUAGACUCGAAAAUUGUCAGACAUUCCUUCAUUGUCUCAUUUCUCCUAUUUCGAGACAACUCGGCGAAAACCAGAGUUGGGAUUUGACUGACUGA